Magallana angulata is the source of this 1933-nucleotide messenger RNA. RefSeq names its product protein STPG4-like. Gene Ontology annotation, biological process: epigenetic programing of male pronucleus. The transcript has 8 exons. Gene Ontology annotation, cellular component: female pronucleus; germinal vesicle; male pronucleus. NCBI's taxonomy places the organism in Eukaryota, Metazoa, Mollusca, Bivalvia, Ostreida, Ostreidae. Gene Ontology annotation, molecular function: chromatin binding; histone binding. The coding region runs from base 88 to 930 and encodes 280 amino acids. The record is from RefSeq and is a predicted model, not a curated record.
GGCCACGUGAUACGCCUUCCGUCUCUAAGGACGCAAUCCAACCAGGUGUGAAUCGAUCGAAUUAAAAAAGGUAAAUAUUCAUUCAAAAUGGCUAGCCGCCUGACACACGCGACCCCCCUCACACCCGUGCAGGAGAAAACCUCCCGUCUGACUACCCCACAUAUGACCCCUCCGGCCCAGGCAAAGAAGACGGUGACCCGACCCGCCAGCACGCCCCCAGAGGAUAAUCAGCUGAGACACCCGUGGCUGAAAAGGAAGGCCUUGGGUGACGAGUAUGAGACCCCGGUCACGGAGAGGGAGGGGUGGUGGCGAACCUACAUCAGGGAAACUCCCCUCCCUGGUGCCUACGAGAGUGGGACAUUUCUAGAAGAUUUACAGAGAAGACAAAAUACCUACAGGUUUAAGUCUGACGGAAGAAAAAUAGACCCCCACCCCCACGGAAAGGGUGCGAUACUCUUACCGGGAGCUUACGAGUUUCAACCCUUCCUAGAUAGAUUAGAACAAGCACCUGCUACCUACAACUUCAAGGCCACCGACAGAAGUAAACAGAACUUCCUCGUCAUAGGACACAAAGACAAGGAUAUAAACGUAAGUCCGGGCCAGUAUGACAUGGAGAAAUACCUGACACUGACAACAGACAGGCAAUCGUCCAAACAUUAUAUGUUCAAAUCGCAGCACAAGAGAUUUCCGACAUUACCAUUUAGACCUAGGGAUGGCCCCGGCCCCGGGAAUUAUGAACACAGGCACCAGCGAUCCAACACGGCGAUAUCAUCCAGCUUCAAAUCUAGAACCCCACGAUUUUCGAGUUCACACACGAAAGUUCCGGGUCCCGGAAUGUAUGAGAAAACCUUUCAGCAUCCCAUCCCUAGUACUGUGUCCAACAUGGGACGACAGCACGGCCUCUUCUUCACCAGCGCCUACCAGACAUAACGCCACCAGCCCUCGGUUGCCUCCCUUUCCCAUUAUGACAAUACACCAGUGUCCCAUUCCAGCUCAGCUAGAUUACUUUCAAUACAGAUUACUAUUAGAACUGCAAUUUUUACAACUGACGAUGUGUUACUGCGAUUUGUCUCGACCCAGAUUCAUGUUUUACAACAAUCAGGAUGCUCUGUAGUGCUCGAUUUGUGUUUUUUUAAUUUUGAAACCAGAAUAGGAUUGUUCAGCAUUACCUGAAACAAAACGCUCUUUCUGCAUCUUCCACUGAAGAAGAAUUUUUUUCUUUUUUUCCCCCAUUUUAAAAAACAGUGUUGUGUUUAUGUUUGCUUUGACGAGUGUUUGAAUAGCGUCUUGUCUGUGAUAGUUACUCCUUCUAAUCUAGUCGUUAAGUGGGAGCAGGGUAAAAUUAGUCCUCCCCACAUCAUCAACAUUUAUUGUUGCCAAGUUUUUACAAACAAUCAGUAUUAAAGUGCGCUUAAUGUGUCAGAAGAUGGUAGAUAUUAGAUAUCAGUCACAGAGAACUGCAAUUGAUGUCUCAUGGAUUUAUUUUGUCCUUCCUUCUUGUUUUAACUUUCAUUAUUAAACUGUUCCUUUUUCGUACACAUACAUCUAUUGCACAAUAAGCUAUUGUAAACCUUCUAUUUCUGUGUGAUGAAAUUUUGCACAGCUAUUAUAUCUUGCAUCAAACAAGUCCAUUUUAAUAAAUGUCUUUUGUAAUUAAUUUUAAUGCAAAGGGUUUUGUCUUGUAAACCCAAUUAUCACUGAUAACUUCGUCAUGAAUAAAGAUUGCAUUGGUAUACAGUACUAUUUUAAGUAUAUGAUCAUAUAAGGGUAUUUUUAUACACAUUUUAUAGUAUUAUCAAACUCUGUACAAUAAACUGCAAACACACCAUGUCACAUAAUGCACAAACUUGUACCAAAUAAAUUGUUACAUUUUAUAUUCUUUUAUUCAUUUCAAAUUUUGAUAUGAAUUAGGAAUAAAAAAUAUAUACAUUGA